AUGAGAUCCUUCACCUCAACAUCUCUGCUGUCGACACUGGCUCUCUGUCACCGUGUCAAGGCAGCAGCCACUUGCACCAACUUCACCAUCGUAGGAGAGAACAACUACACCAAGCCUUCAUCCAUGACCUUUGCCGUCAGCCAAGGUGUCGUCUGCAGCGGGACGUCAAACUGCUCAGUACCAGUCGGAGGAAUUGUGACCGACCAUCGCAUGACAAAUUUGACCGAUUCCACAAUGGACUGGGCAUACCCACUCAUUAGCAACGCAACUGGAUAUCCUUUCGGCACCACACUGGUUGGCGCCGUGGAUAACACCACGUAUACGAUCAACGCAGGCUCUUCAGGAUACAUUGGCUUCACACCCACAUACAGAUGCACGCAAGGAACCUUCUCAGGAUGCGAGGACAAGGGUCUGGAUGGCACACCUGUAGAAGCAUGUACACCGUUUGGCUGGGAGACAGGCACAAUCAACGGUACCUUGGCAGCGAUCGCGACGUCGCCAGAGACUGCGAUGGCGCUUGUAUGCAACCCAGCGAAUACGAGUCUGGCGUCGAGUGGUAACAAUACCAAUUUCUGCAUCAAUCCGACCAAUUCGUCUUCUGGAAACACUACGGCGCCGGAUUUGAGGGCUGGCGCUGCUGUUUCGAGUAGCGUGGGCACGGUGCUGUUGUCUGUCGCUCUACUGAUUGCAACAAUUGGAGUCUGA
Messenger RNA from Aureobasidium namibiae CBS 147.97, 705 nucleotides. RefSeq lists its product as uncharacterized. The record is from RefSeq and is a predicted model, not a curated record. Lineage: Eukaryota; Fungi; Ascomycota; Dothideomycetes; Dothideales; Saccotheciaceae. The transcript has a single exon. The coding region runs from base 1 to 705 and encodes 234 amino acids.